This is a messenger RNA of Lottia gigantea (owl limpet), 537 nucleotides long. RefSeq lists its product as hypothetical. Bases 1 to 537 code for a protein of 178 amino acids. The transcript has a single exon. Lineage: Eukaryota; Metazoa; Mollusca; Gastropoda; Lottiidae. The record is from RefSeq and is a predicted model, not a curated record.
AUGGCUUCUGAUGCAAUUUACAAUGUUUCUCGUGGUACAGUUAAACCAUGGAAGCACAUUGCUUUGGGUCUUGGCUUAGCAUCUCUCACCGGAUCCAAGCUAUCCAAGCAGAUUUUAAACAGAGCGGGACACAGCAUCAGUUACAGUGAAACAAAAGGUCUGGAGACAGAAUUUGCAUAUUCAGUAGAAUCUGAUGAACGUGACACUCCUGAUGGUAUUCGACUUGAACCAGGUUUAGCAACUGCCUGUGUCUGGGACAACAAUGAUGCCAACAUAGAAACAUUAGAUGGCAAAGAAACAUUACACGCCACUGUCGGUCAUACAUACCAGAAUAUUUUGCAGCAUGACAGAGAAACAAAUAACAUUCCAAUAGAAUUUCGAGAUGGAAGGAAUCGACGAAGGUUUGUUGGAAGUCAACGAGAGAUACCCCCAUUUAGGAAACCUCUCAAUACAGCUAUGUUUGUCACGAGUGCUAAUGCUUCCAACGCAAUUACAGCUGAAUCUACAGAUACGGCUGAAACAUAUGAUUACUUCUGA